AAUGAAUACAAGCCUAACUUAUAUAAACAGAGACAAAAACAGUUUAGAACUGUCUCGCUUUCUUUCUAAUUGUCAAGCUGUUGCAUCUCAAUGAUGUUCUCCACACCACACUCCGCAGAGUAGCUUUCAGUGGUGCAAACCAGGUUAGGAGUUAGGUUAUGUUCUAACAAAUGUUACUACAGCUUUAAUCUGUUGUAAUGUCCUUCUUAACCGCAGGUAUACUUACUUGUAAAAACUUAGUUCCUCCUAAAUAUAACCUCAACAAACUAGCCUUGGAGUCAUGCAAAGUCUUACAAGUUCGAUUUUACGCAGCAAGGAAGGGCACAAGGGAGAGAAAGAAGAAAGCCAAAGUGAAGGUGGAAAUAGAGAAAGUUGGAUUCAUCCCUCACAACCAAAGAGACAAAGACAAGCUGCUUGCUAAUCGAGAACAGAGGAAAUUCGAUGAUUCCUGGAAAAAGGACCCAGUCGAUAAUGUUUACGUGGCUAAAUAUUUUAAGUGGGUCGUGUAUCCGUUUGUUGAAGCGGUGGAAUGUCACAGGGAAACUCACCACCCCGAAAUGUACAAUAAACCGAACGCCAACCUCUACGCCACUGUAGAACUAAAUAUGCAAGGAGAGAAAAAAACUCGUUUUGUGGACAAUUUCACGAGAAUCGUGAGCAUACCCCACAAAUUUGAUCACGGCGAACAGCGAAUGAUCAUCGCGUUCGCCAAGAGCCCCGAAGCACAGCAAGAGGCGGCCGAAGCGGGAGCAGAGCUUUCCGGCGGGGUAGAUUUGAUUAAGCAGAUCCAAAACGGGGAGGUUUCUUUGCAGAAUUUCCAGUAUAUAGUGGCGCAUCCUGAAAUUUUGCCUGAACUAGUUGUGUUAAGGGGUUUGAUGAAGCGGCGGUUUCCGAGCCCCAGACUGGGGACCCUAGACGUAAACUUGGGAGAAACCGUGAAUAAAUUCGUUAACGGGGUCGUUUACAGCGCCAUUAAAGACGAAUACGAGAAGGAUUUCGGUAUUGUUGAAACCAUAAUUGGGACGUUAAAUAUGGACGCAAAGCAUUUGGAGGAAAAUUUUGGGGCCCUCGUUAGGGACAUCUAUAUGAUGAAACCGAAAAGGGAGGGACAUUUCAUAUCGAGAUGUCUCUUGUGGAGCCCGCCGUCACCGGAAAAGUUAAAAGUAGAUUACAGUUUGUAUCUCGAUACUGGAGACGCUAAGGAAGAAGCGGCAGACGAGGAAGCGGAAGAGGAAACUGGAGAAAGAGUUACUUUAUAAGAUCAAUAUUUUGAGAAUGUAGUUUAAUGUUUAUAGAAUAUUCUGUUAUUUAAUAAAGAUUACAAAGAAAAAUUACAAAAUUA
Molecule: messenger RNA, 1342 nt
Organism: Anoplophora glabripennis (Asian longhorned beetle)
Lineage: Eukaryota; Metazoa; Arthropoda; Insecta; Coleoptera; Cerambycidae
Gene: mRpL1
Product: 39S ribosomal protein L1, mitochondrial
Exons: 6
Coding region: 198-1259 (353 amino acids)
Source: RefSeq, a predicted model, not a curated record